This is a messenger RNA of Ostrea edulis (European flat oyster), 2566 nucleotides long. RefSeq lists its product as uncharacterized. NCBI's taxonomy places the organism in Eukaryota, Metazoa, Mollusca, Bivalvia, Ostreida, Ostreidae. The transcript has 4 exons. The record is from RefSeq and is a predicted model, not a curated record. The coding region runs from base 621 to 992 and encodes 123 amino acids.
CUAGAAUGCAAAUCUUUGUGCAGAUAAUAUCUGCAAUUUGUUUUCAGUUUAUUUGGCAAUGUGUUAUCGCUAAAGUAAAGAGAAACAGAAUACACGCCAAACUGUAUCAUUAUGAAUACGUUGUUACUUUUUAUUUGCAUUAUUAGGACCGCUGGUGAAAAAAGGAACGAUUUAUGUACAUAUUCAAUUCUGCCAGGAGGAAAUUUAUCUUUUUGACCUACCGUGUAUUUAAUUUCAAGCCGGACGUUUGACCAACAAUAGUGGGUAAAUAAUCCAGAUAUGAAGUAAAAAAAAAUGCUUUUUUGUAUUGCGUAAUUCAAGCAUUUAAAUGAUAUAACUGACUUUCGGUCAAUAUCGUGCAAACACGUAAGAGCAUUACAGGGAAACCAACACGUAUUUUUGUGGGACUGGUUACACUAUUGCUGAAUGAAUCCACAAAACACGUGCUAGCUUGUAAGCAGCGCUCAUCAGUCGAGUAAUUAGGAUUCGUAGAUUAAAAGUGGACAGAGACAACUCGCUGUGUUUGCUGACCGGAAUAUGUCCUCGUUUUGAAGUGCGUGUAUUAACUUAAACAAAUUUUUCUUGUGGGUAAAGUUGAUGUGUGCGGUUUUAUAUGACAAAUGGAGGAUAACGGGCGAUUACAACCAGGCACGGUGUUUGAAUCGACGAAUUUAAAACAUGAGGCGGAAAACGAGCUCCUCGUCAAACUGGGAGCUAAGGAAGAGGAGUUUGACUGGCACCCGGACAUUUUAUACAGACGACCAGAACGCCCCAGGUCAAGCAUAAGUCUAGAUUAUCCUCUAGAUCUGAAAGUAGGCCGACCAAAAACUGGAAAUGCAAUUCAGAACAGAAAUCCUUGGAUAUGCAACAACCAGGCCAUGAGACAAAUAACACUGGUGACACGUCACGGCCCACGGCAGAGAUUCCUAAACAGAGCACAGUUUUCUGCUGGCCCAGUUUCUUGUGUCCAUAUUCAUAAAAGUAUUCAAUGAAUUCAUUACUAGUAUCUAGUAGGCAUGUAACGAAGAUAUUUUGAACUACGCCUAAGAUAUCCGACCUUAGAUUGCUUUGUGAGCUUCCUUAACUUAUAACAUGCCUUCAAUGUCCAUCAGGACAUCACAUAUCUACAGUCACCCGAAAACUUAUGAUCUGUAUUAUUCCUCUGAAAAACAUCACCUUUUUUGUAAAAGAUAAUUUCCAUUCAAUUAAGGCUUGAACUUUCCCAUAAUCGCAAAGCUGACUACAUUUAAAAUCGUCAGAGGAAAUAUAAAAUAUUGAGAAAAAAUAUUGUUCAACAAUUUGUAGGUUUCAAAUGGAAUAUUUCUGAGGUGGAAACUGAUGAAAUGAAUAAAUGAUAUGUGAGUUCAGGAAUUUUGUCAUAUGCGAAAACCGUGUGGACAUGUUACAACGUUACAAAAAAGUCGUUAUCAUAUAGCUUUAAGCAUUUAAUCAGCCCAUGUCGCUGUAUUAUCUUCCAUGUAUCAUUUAUCAGUUUUAAAUCUUGAAAGGGAAUGUCUGUAAUUAGAUUCACUGCUAAUGUCGCUUUGGACGAUUAAUUUGGUUUAUUUGUAAAGGUCCGUCAUGAAAAAAAUGUAGCUUUUCCGCAAUUACAUACACCCUUAUGUAUUUCUUACAUUUCUUGAUCUUAUUUUUGUUAGACCAUUUAAAGCUCCAUUUGGAUUUCCUAACGUGUGAGUGGGUGUAUUAAGAUGGCUUUGAUUGAAUGAGAUAAUAGAACAUACAGAGGUAAAAAGAUGGCUUUGAUUUACACCUUCAGAAUAAUCUUUUAAAAAGCUUUCCAUGUUUCUAAUUCUAUUUUCAUAAAACCUCCAAGAGAAGUUUUAUUUUCAUUAACAUACCCGCUGGCCUCAUCUAAACAGUAAAAAAUUGAAUCGUGUUUAUCUUUGAGAUAUUCAAGUCGAUAUAAUGUAUUUGAGAAUAUGUGUGGUUUUAAAAUAAAUCGCAUUAUUGUAUUCAUGUUACGUCGACAAGUUGUUUUCAUUUAUAUUUGCGUCCAUUGUAUAAAUAUCAUUUCAUAUUAUAUGACUUGUAUACUAGGUACUGACACAUACUAAGUCUCAAGAAGGUUCAUAUCGUUUAUUUUUAGAAAUGUGUUUUGAAGUGUAAACACGUCUAUCGUUUGUUAUUUGUAGAAUAGAACUCUACAUUUUUGUGUUAGUAUAUAUAAAGUAUAGAAAACACUAUGGCAUUUAUAAUGAUUAGUGCUGAACAUUUCUUUUUCAUCUGUGAAAUGGUAUAUACGUUUUACUAUAAUGGUGUGCAUUGUGAGAUAACUAAUUGCAAUUUGUUGUUGAGUACACAUUUUAAAUGCAUUUAAUCAUGUUUUGUUAGGUUCUAUUGUGUUAUGUUUCUAAUGAGACUGCAUGAUGAUAUGCAAACAUAGACUAUGUAUAUCUUGUCACCUCAUGCAUUUGUUUGCAUAGGGUCUUUCUAGGCGAAUAAUUUGUCUUGAUUUUAAACGAAUUUACACGAGAAUUCUAUCAGAACCAGGUAGAUUAUUAAAGAAGCAUUUUGAAGUUUCAGCAACAAUAAAAUGAAAACAAAC